AUGGCGGCCAGUGAUUGGAAAAUAAGUGCCGAUGAACGACUAAGAUAUGAAUCAUACUUUCAACAAUGUGGUCCGAUCCAAGGUUAUCUUACGGGUGAACAAGCAAGAGAUUUUUUUGUUAAAUCAAAUUUACCUGGAGAUAUUCUUCGAAAAAUUUGGGAUUUGGCUGAUAUAUCAGCUGACGGUCGUUUAGAUGCACGAGAAUUUAUUAUUGCAUGUCAUUUAAUAUCAUCUCAAGUUCAAAAAAAAGGAUCAUUACCAACUAUUCUUCCACCUAGUCUUCUUUCAGAUUCAGGAGUAACAACGAAUGGUAUGUCAUCUGUAACUGCAUCACCAUUAUUAACCAAUGCUCCCACUCAACCUUUACCAACAGGUCAAUUUACUGGACUUAUUUUAAAAACAACUAGCCCAAAUAAUAUUUUACUUGUACCAUUAACACCAACAAUUCGAUCGAAAUAUAUUCAACAAUUUCAUUCGAUUGUUGAUGUAACAAAAACAAAUGGAUUAAUGAGUGGUUUACAAGCAAAAACUAUUCUUCAACAAACUGGUUUAUCGAAUGCUCUACUUCAUCAAAUAUGGGAUUUAGCUGAUUAUGAUAAAGAUGGUUGUUUAACACCAGAUGAAUUUGUUGUUGCAAUGCAUUGUUGUGACAUAGCACGCACAGGUCAAGCAUUACCCAUACAAUUUCCUGAUGAAUGGUUACAAAAAAAUAUAAUACAACAUGAACGAAAAGAUUCAUCAUCGAAAUCGAAUGAUAAUCGAACAUUUGCUAGUCUUAAUCAACAACUUAAAGAAACAUUAAUUUUAACAAAUACAACUGAAAAUACAUCAGUUAAUCGUUCUAAUGAAACAACAGAAGCUGAACGAAAAAUUAUUAUGGCAACAUAUGAAGAAAAACGUUUGAGAAAUUAUGAAGAUGGAAAUCGAGAAUUAGAACGACGUCGACAAUUACUGCGUGAACAAGAGGAACGUGAACAAAAAGAACGGGAAGAACGAGAACGUAAACGUGAACUUGACAUACAAAAACAAAAAGAUGAACAAGAACGUAAAAAACAAAUGGAAAUUGACCGACAAUUAGAAAAACAACGACAAAUUGAACAACAAAAAGAAGAAGAACGAAAAAAAUUAUAUGAACAACGUGAGGCAGCACGAAAAGAAAUGGAACGUAAAAGUCGUCUUGAAUGGGAACGUCAACGUAUGCAAGAACUAUCAACACAAAAAUCUCGUUUACUUGAACAGAUCAAUGAUUUAAAAUCUCGUGAAAAAGCUUUUGAAUUUGAAUUAGAAAGUAUAGAUGAUACAACGCAAACAUGUCAAACAAAAGUCAAUCAAAUAGAAACAAAUAUACAUACAAUUGAUGAAUCAAUAGCUGAUAUACAACGAAAUAUAAUGACAGAAAAAAGUCUCUACGAUAAUGCUGAACAACAAAUAAAAGAUUUAAAAAAACAACUCAAUACUGUACAAGCAGAACGUGAAUCACUUGAUUCAUCAUUAAAUCAACUUACGCAAUCCAUAGAAUUUAGUAUGAGUAAUCGAGAAUCGGAUCAAAUUAAAUAUUUACAAACUCAACUUGAAACUAUGAAACAAGAAAAUACACAAAUAGACGAACAGAUCAUAACAAUAACUGAUCAAUGUAAAGAAUAUCAAAAUCAAAUGGAGCAACUUCGUCUUCAACUUGAUCAACUUGAGCAAGAAGCUAAAGUUAAUAUACCAUUAAACACUGUCACAUUACCAACAAAUCCACCUGCUGAAUUCGCUAAUUUUGAUCAAUUUAAUGCUAAUAUAUCUAACAAUGAUUUAAAUAAUCAAUCUUCUGAUCUAUCUUCUUCCUUAUCUGUUAUUCCACCAACUACAUCUCCUCCACCUACUGUUGAUGUUGAUCCGUUUCAAACAGUUGAUCCAUUUGCUUCUCAUGCUGAUAUAAGUUCAACAACAGCAAAUAAUGAUUGGUUUCAACCUUCAAAAGAUAAUCAUACUUCAACAGUAGCUGAUCCAUUUCUUCCGAAAAAUGAACCAACUGAAAGUUUACCUCCAAUAGCAUCACCAAGAAUAAAGAAAGCAGCACCAAAAGCAAAUCCUAAUAAUAAAAUAACAUCAAAAACAUCAUCCAAUAUUGAUCCAUGGGGAGAAUCAGCAACUACGAAUAAUAAUGGAAAUGAUUGGGCACAAUUUAAUAAUAAUUCAAGUUCACCAUUUGGUACAACAAGUGAAUGGCCAGAAACAACAAAUGUUUCUAAUGGAAACUCAGCAACUGUUCAAUAUUGUGCAUUAUAUGACUAUACACCUGAACGUCCUGAUGAAAUUUCGAUAUCAAGUGGUGAUAUAAUAAUAGUUGAUCCAAGUAAACAACAAGAUGAGCAUUGGUUAUUUGGUCAAAUUGGUAAUGAUAAACAAGGAUUUUUUCCUGCAGUUUAUGCUGAACGUAUAACACCAUCACCAUCAAGUAAUGCUGUUGAUACAACAUCACCAUUAUCAUCUGGAUCAUGGGUGAUGACGUUAGCAGAAUGUCAAGGCAAAACAGUUGAUAAACAUUUAUCAUUUCAAAAAGAUGAACUUAUUCUCGUACGAGAACAAAAAGAUGCAACAUGGUAUAGUGGUCAACUUAAUGACAAAAUUGGUUGGUUUCCACGAAAUUAUGUUCGACCAGCAACUGAGAUUGAAAUAGAAAAUAAUAAAAAUUUAACAAAGAAUACAUCAACAGAUGAAAAACCUCUGAAUUCACCAAUUUCUAAUGAUCAACCAUCAAAUGAUGUCGAUAAUGCUGAUAUAUAUGAAGCUAUUUAUUCAUAUGAAGCAACUGAUUCAUCAGAUUUAUCAUUUGAUGUUGGUGACCGUAUUAUUGUAUUAAAAUGUGAUGGUGAUUGGUGGACAGGACAAAUUGGUGAUCGUACAGGAUUAUUUCCAAAUAAUUAUGUUCAAAAAGUUAAUAAAGUACAAGAAACAGCUAUUGUAAUAACACCAUUUCAAGCUACAGAAGAACAUCAUUUAUCAUUUGAACAAGGUCAAAUUAUUUAUAUAACAAAAAAAGAUGAUAAAGGAUGGUAUGAAGGAGAAAUUCGACUUCCUGAUCAGUCAGUACGUGUUGGUUGGUUUCCUGCUAAUUGUGUACAAAUACAAGAAGCUGUUUCAUCGACAUCAUUAUCAUCGACAACUUCACAUCAAAAUACAUUAAAAUUACCUCAAUAUAUGGCUAUAUUUCCAUAUGAAGCUCAACAAGAUGAUGAAUUAAGUUUUCCGGCUGAUGCUAUUUUAGAAAUAUUACAUGAAGCAAAUACUAGUGGAUGGUUUAAAGCUCGUUUUGGUAAUCAAGUUGGCUUAAUUCCAUCAACUUAUGUACAACCAAUCGAUACACAUAAUCCAUGUAAGUAG
Messenger RNA from Rotaria sp. Silwood2, 3369 nucleotides. The record is from the annotation of a GenBank genome assembly. Lineage: Eukaryota; Metazoa; Rotifera; Eurotatoria; Philodinida; Philodinidae.